CGAUUGCUUCACCUUUGGAUAACACUUGCCUACAAAUGGGCACUCUGCUGAUUUGCAUACAGAUAAAGAACGGACCAAUGGCGUUAAACUUGUCUACCUGAGCAAAUAAUAGACAACUUCAAGCUCCAGGCGACUUUCCUCAGAGCGGAAAGUCCUACAUAGAGAAUAUUUGCGAGCUAUGGUUUAAGUGUAGCCUACACUAGAUAUUUCAUAAUGGCUUGUGGUGGGUUCGUUUGUUCCAAAACUUCUCUUUGUAUCUUGAACCUCAUUUAUGUGAUGGUCAGUCUUCUAAUGGUCGGUGUUGCAGCAUGGGGCAAAUGGUUCGGACUGGUUUCUAGUUUCAGAGUGAUGGCUGCUGUCAUUGCUGUAGGAUUGUUUCUCUUCGUCGUGGCCAUUAUGGGAUUGUGUGGAGCUGUGAAGCAUCAUCAAGUCUUCUUGUUCUUCUACAUGCUCAUUCUCUUCAUGGUAUUCGUUGUGCAGUUUUCAGUAUCAUGUGCCUGCUUGGCGAUUAAUAAAGAACAGCAGAACCUGCUCCUGGAGAUAGGAUGGAAUAAAUCUGAAUCAAUGCAGGAGGAUUUGGAAAGAUCGCUGGAUUGCUGUGACUUCCGCGAAGUGGACUACAAUAAGAGUUGUGUCGCUACCUGUUUCAAGGAUCAAACAUGCGACCCAUGUUCAGAAAUAAUCCAGGCUUAUGCUGACGAUGCAUUACAGUUUGUUGGAGGAGUCAGUCUGUUUUUCAGUUUUACAGAGAUUCUGGGUGUCUGGUUAGCACAUAGAUACAGGAAUCAGAAAGAUCACCGGCAAAACCCUGGAGCUUUCAUUUAAAGCAAACACAUAUACAAAACUUUCAGCUAUAUUGAAUUUUUGUUCUCGAAUGGACUUUUUUAUUUAUGAUCUGUAGUUCUUUUUGAUAACACUCCAGUGUCUUGAUUUUUUUUUUUUGGAUAGAAUGAACAUUCUAAAAUAUUUAUUUGUGGAACAGCCAUUAUGAGUUGCAUCUUGGUGGAGUUCACAAAUAUGUAUUGUCACUGAUUAUGCAAGAAGGUUGACUGGGCUUGAACUUGGAUCCCAAUUGAACAACUCUUACAAUGAUAACAAAUUGCUUAAUAAUCUUGCAAUACAAUAAAAAAUAAAAGAAA
Messenger RNA from Carassius auratus (goldfish), 1139 nucleotides. It is a transcript of the gene tspan13a, whose product is annotated as tetraspanin 13a. Lineage: Eukaryota; Metazoa; Chordata; Actinopteri; Cypriniformes; Cyprinidae. Gene Ontology annotation, cellular component: membrane. The record is from RefSeq and is a predicted model, not a curated record. The coding region runs from base 214 to 825 and encodes 203 amino acids. The transcript is spliced from 6 exons.